CACCCUAAGGGUCAACAGGCGACAUGGUGGAGACGCCUAUCGGGCGGCCAGAAUUACGGAUUUGUUCAUCCCAUAUAUUAGCCAAAAUACUUAAUGAAUCUUAUUAAAUUUACGAUAUUCUUAAUCAGUAGGAUUGUCCGCAGGUCGGCAAAGAUUGAUUGUUGUAAAUUUUUCUCUUUGUUGUCUACGUAGUGACGCAAUUAAGAAGUAAUAAUUUUAUGUGAAAACAAUGUUUAUUUUUUAUAAAGGACAACAUUAUUAAUAAUAGAUGUACAAUUCAUGAUAUUAGCAAUGGAUGUAAUUGCCAAUAACACAGUCAAGGCAGAUAUAAACCUUAAUAUUUUAAGGCAGAUGGAAAAAGAUCUUGAUAUGGAUGAGAAGAUCUCUAUAUUAUUUUUAAUAGCAGACGAUUAUGCAAAUGCAUUUACGGAUAUCUUUAAUCUUUUUCAAAAAGCAAAGACGGAGGAUUCAUACAUGAUCAUAGAUUAUGUGAGACAAUAUCCGAACAAUUGGGAAGAUAAAGUUUUAGAAUCGUUAUGCGUUCUAAAUAAUCAAGAAGUUAUAAGGAAAUUAAAACUGUCAUUUGAGAAUUUGGACCUGCAAUAUGCUCCAAAUUUCACAUUCUAUUCAAAAAGUAUAAACAUAGUCGCAAAGUGCUUAUACAGACUGUGCGAAUCUUUGAACGAGAGUGAGCAAAAAUUAUUACUAAGUUAUGUUAAAUCUGAUAUUCCUAAUUAUAAAUCGUUGCUAGAUGAUGUAGAUUAUCUUGAGUUGCAUAUGCUUUAUUGGAUGCAAAUUAAAUACAUGACAAUUUCAAAAGAUCAAAAUCAUAAUAUGGAAAAAUUAUUAAAACAUUUGGAAAAGUUUAAGGAUUUAAAAAUAAUUUCUCUCAAUUUGGAGAAAUUUGAAAAUCGAUUGCAUGUUGAUAUUCAUGGGAAGACUGGAGCAAAUGACAAAAACUAUGUUCAUUCAAAUUUUCCGACAGAACCAUCUCUCGCAGAAAAUAAUAAAGAGAAAAUACAAAUUAUUAAUAAUGGAUUAUGUGUGAUUAUAAAUCAGAAGUCUUUUGGAAGAGAGUAUGAGACGCGACUUGGAACUGAUGCGGAUUGUAUUAAUUUAUCUAAAACAUUUAAAGCUUUUGGGUUCCAAGUUAAGAUAUAUAAAAAUCUAAAGAGGAAAGAAAUGAUAGAAACAAUUAAAAAUAUUCCAAAAGACUAUGGUAACAAGUAUGAUUGUUUAUUGCUUUGCAUCUUAAGUCAUGGAUAUAAAGGAGGUGUAAUUUCAUCAGAUGAAAAAGAAGUUUCACUGGAAGAAAUUGAAGGAGCUGUUUGUUGUAUGGAAUUGAAAGAUGUUAUAAAAAUUGUUGUUGUUCAAGCUUGUCAAGGAAAGACACGUGGAAGUAUAAAUAACUGUUUGACAACGGACGGUUUAUCCGAUUCUGUACUUCAAUUAAAAGAUGUACGUCAGUUUACAAAAUUUUUAUUAUUUAUAUCGACAAUACAAGGUUUUGUUUCAAUACGUCAUAUGGAACAAGGUUCAUGGUUUAUACAAGAAUUUUGUGACGUUUUCAAAACUUAUGGGAAUCAGUUAUCUUUCCUCGAGUGUGCGAGAAAAAUAAUUAAAUCUAUGCGAGAGAAAAGUGCAAUAAAAGAUGGGACUCAGAUUGCACAAUUGCCAGAGAUACGCAAUUAUCGUUUAGACUCAGACUUUCAGUUAAUGACUGCAACUGCCUCUGUACUUUAAGUAUAGUAAUUAGUAAUGUAUUUGAAAUGUUUUUAUUUUAUAUGGACAUAUUAUGAUAAGUAAAAAGAUUAUUGAUUUGUCAAAUUAAUUUUUGAAAAUGACAUAAGAUAAAUACUCAGAUAUGAAAAAUCAGAAAAGAUAAUAUUAAUUUAAAGAGUAAUUAUUUAUUUUAAUAUUUGCAAAAUUUAUUUAUACAUUUUAAAAUAUGGUUGCUUUAAGAGUCUAUUGAACACUUAAAUUUAUUACAUAUUUAUCUUAUGUAUUUAAUUAUAAUGAAUGACAAAUAUUAAAAAUGUGUUUACAACUAUUUGUAAAUGCAAGAAGCAUUUUAUAUAUGAAAAGUAUAAACAAAAGGUUUUAUUUAAUGUUAUUAAGAUUUAUGUGAAUAAUAUAAGCAUUUAGAACAUUAAUAAUAAUAUAACAAAACGAAAAGGAUAU
Nylanderia fulva is the source of this 2181-nucleotide messenger RNA. The record is from RefSeq and is a predicted model, not a curated record. NCBI's taxonomy places the organism in Eukaryota, Metazoa, Arthropoda, Insecta, Hymenoptera, Formicidae.